GAUGACUUCAAAGAAAUGGAAAAGAAGGUGGACGUCACCAGCAGAGCGGUGUUGGACAUCAUGACCAAAACCACCGAGUACCUGCAGCCCAACCCAGCGUCCAGAGCCAAGCUGAGCAUGAUCAACACCAUGUCCAAGAUCCGCGGGCAGGAGAAGGGACCCGGGUACCCGCAGGCCGAGAGCGUCCUGGGGGACGCCAUGCUGAGGUUCGGACGGGAGUUGGGGGAGGAGUCUAGCUUCGGUUUGGCGCUGGUCGAUGCCAGCGAGGCGAUGAAGGAGCUCGGGGAGGUGAAAGACGCUCUGGACAUGGAGGUCAAGCAGAACUUCAUCGACCCGCUGCAGAACCUCCACGACAAAGACCUCAAGGAGAUACAGCACCACCUGAAGAAGAUGGAGGGCCGCCGCCUGGACUUCGACUACAAGAAGAAGCGCCAGGGCAAAGGUCAGGACGACGAGCUGAAGCAGGCGCUGGAGAAGUUCGACGAGAGCAAAGAGGUGGCGGAGCAGAGCAUGUUCAACCUGCUGGAGAGCGACAUAGAGCAGGUGAGCCAGCUGGCGGCACUGGUUCAAGCCCAGUUGGAGUACCACAGCCGCUCCGCCCAAAUCCUCCAGCAGCUCUCCAGUAAGAUGGAGGACAGGAUAAAAGAAGUGUCCGCUAAACCGAGGAAGGAGUACGUUCCGAAACCCCGAACGGUCCUGGAGCUGCUGCCCCCCAGCGAGAGCCACAACGGAGGGAUCCACUCGGCCAAGUCGCCCGGAAGAUCACCAGGUAGGGAGAGCUUCAAGACCUGGAGCAUAGACUUCUAUACAACCAGAGGAGUCGCCCCCUGUUCUUCUCCCCCUCGUGUCUCAGCCCCGUUGGACCAGCCCUGUUGCCGAGCGCUCUACGACUUUGAACCAGAGAACGAAGGCGAGCUGGGCUUCAAAGAGGCCGACGUCAUCACCCUGACCAAUCAGAUCGAUGACAACUGGUACGAGGGCAUGAUCAACGGUCAGUCGGGCUUCUUCCCCAUCAGCUACGUGGAUAUCCUGGUGCCGCUCCCUCAUUAGGACCCCGCC
Pseudoliparis swirei is the source of this 1059-nucleotide messenger RNA. RefSeq names its product endophilin-A1-like. The record is from RefSeq and is a predicted model, not a curated record. Bases 16 to 1050 code for a protein of 344 amino acids. Gene Ontology annotation, biological process: synaptic vesicle uncoating. The transcript is spliced from 8 exons. Gene Ontology annotation, molecular function: protein binding. NCBI's taxonomy places the organism in Eukaryota, Metazoa, Chordata, Actinopteri, Perciformes, Liparidae. Gene Ontology annotation, cellular component: glutamatergic synapse; presynapse; cytoplasm.